AUGGACUGUCCGGUUUGCCGGGUGCUCAGGGAGCCUCCGGUCCUCGGGAGGGGUCGAUCUCCCUGGCCCGCUAACCCCGCGGCCAGAGGUUCCGAGCAGCCGUGGCCGGCGUUGCUGGGUAAGGGAGAUGGCUGGGGCUCAUGCUCGCCGUGGGUCCCUGCUUCUGUGCCGCCCUAUCCUGGCUCUAACCCCUUGCUGUCUCUGCAGUUCACAGCGAAGCAGCUGGAGAAGCUCGCCAAGAAAGCUGAGAAAGACUCCCAGGCCGAGCAAGCCAAAGUCAAAAAGGCCCUUCAGCAGAAGAACGUGGAGUGCGCUCGUGUUUAUGCGGAGAAUGCCAUCCGCAAGAAGAACGAGGGGCUUAACUGGCUCCGCAUGUCUUCCCGGGUGGAUGCGGUGGCCUCCAAGGUCCAGACAGCCGUGACAAUGAAGGGGGUGACGAAAAACAUGGCCCAGGUGACCAAGGCCUUGGACAAGGCUCUCAGCUCCAUGGACCUGCAGAAGGUGUCUGCGGUGAUGGAUAAAUUCGAGCAGCAGGUUCAGAAUUUGGAUGUUCAUACGUCG
Messenger RNA from Eurypyga helias (sunbittern), 561 nucleotides. It is a transcript of the gene CHMP1A, whose product is annotated as charged multivesicular body protein 1A. NCBI's taxonomy places the organism in Eukaryota, Metazoa, Chordata, Aves, Eurypygiformes, Eurypygidae. Gene Ontology annotation, biological process: late endosome to vacuole transport; endosome transport via multivesicular body sorting pathway; protein transport. The record is from RefSeq and is a predicted model, not a curated record. The transcript is spliced from 3 exons. Gene Ontology annotation, cellular component: multivesicular body; ESCRT III complex. The annotation marks the transcript as partial.